CGGUCAGUUGAAAGUCAUAUGAGUGGGAGUAGUAAUUGUAGUAUUUAUAUACAAAAGAUGCGGUUACCCAGAGAUGCCAUACAUGUCGAAGAGUAUCAACAGUAAAGAYUUUUACGAAGAAGGCGAGACUUUGACUGUUAAUUGCUUCGAUGGUGUGGCCGUUGGACAGACACUCCGGGAUCACGUAAUACAGUGCAGUAAUAACACGUGGAAUACAACUGCUUUGCGUUGUUCUCACAUCCAUAAUAUCUCUUCAAUUAAUAUCUUUAAUGACGACAAAUCUGUGGCCAACAAGAACUUGGAAGAGCAAGAGUUCUUGUAUUUAUCAGACAGCGAUCCAAUGACUUGUGUAAUGCUCAGGGAUGUCGAGAAAUGGAUACUCCAUUUAUCAGAUGUCAAAUACAUUUCCAACAUUGCCUUAAUUGCUUCAUUUAUUGGCAAUCCAUCGAUAGAUCCAAACCAAGCAAUUGAAAUAACAUUGAGUUUACCAGACGGACAGGUAUGUCAUAUGGAAGAAACUAAUGUCAACCAACACUCGACACUCAAGUUUAUAGUAUAUAAAUGUCCGGAAAGUAAACCCUAUGAGAAUGUGACCAUUGAUUUGAAGGCAAACCAUAAAAUUGCUAACAUUUGUGGUUUAGAAGUGUUUACUUUGAUUACCGAUGACUGCGGUAAACCUGAAAUACCUCUCUAUUCGUAUACAAAUCAAAUGCGAAUACAAAAUGGCACUAAAAUUGCUGAAUAUGUUUGCGCUAAGGGUUACCAAAUGAAAGGCAGUCCAAUGAGAACCUGUGGUUCUGAUGGUCUAUGGAUUCCCUCUGAGCCACCAAUUUGUAUACCAGAAAUCACUUGUAAGCAAUCGGUAGAAUUGGUCGAAAACUUCACUUAUGAAUACAAAGACUUCGAUCUAUUCGGUAAUGCUUUGCCCGAUGUGUCCACUAUUAUGAUUCAUUGCUCUAACCGAAGUCUGGUGGCGGCCCCGCUAACUGAACUUUACUGUCAACCCGACGGUAAUUGGUCUCAAAUAGAUUACUAUCCCAUAUGUAUUCCUCGAUCUCAUGUAAUCAUAAGCAUUGCUCACGAUUUCCUCAAUCAUAAGCAUCUGAUCUAUUUUGGGGGUUCAGGUCUAGUCAUUCUGUUUCUCGGAUCGUUUGUUAUACUCUUUCAUAUGAGACGUUUGGCUAAAAAGAUAUCGCGACAAAUGAGAGAGAAGUCAUAUCUGGCUCAGGAAAAGUCAUUACCUCAUUAUAAUAAUGAGACCAACUAUCAGGACCUGACUAACCUGUUCUCACAACACGACGCCGUCAACUCUCAGCCCGCGUCAGCUGUGGUUGAGGUAUCGCAUAGCGAGAAAUACUAA
Oppia nitens is the source of this 1360-nucleotide messenger RNA. RefSeq lists its product as uncharacterized. The transcript has 3 exons. The record is from RefSeq and is a predicted model, not a curated record. The coding region runs from base 74 to 1360 and encodes 428 amino acids. Lineage: Eukaryota; Metazoa; Arthropoda; Arachnida; Sarcoptiformes; Oppiidae.